Messenger RNA from Ceratotherium simum simum (southern white rhinoceros), 1373 nucleotides. RefSeq names its product annexin A3 (gene ANXA3). The record is from RefSeq and is a predicted model, not a curated record. Lineage: Eukaryota; Metazoa; Chordata; Mammalia; Perissodactyla; Rhinocerotidae. Gene Ontology annotation, molecular function: calcium-dependent phospholipid binding; phosphatidylserine binding; calcium ion binding. Gene Ontology annotation, cellular component: nucleus; cytoplasm; plasma membrane.
AAUUUCUUCUUUUAGUAGGUUAGUGUGAUCUCAAGUCAAGGCAAAGGUGGAACACCAUGGCAUCUCUCUGGGUUGGACAACGGGGGACCGUGAGAGAUUAUCCAGGCUUUAGCCCAUCAGUGGAUGCUGAAGCAAUUCGUAAGGCAAUCAGAGGGAUUGGAACUGACGAGAAAACACUCAUCAACGUUCUGACUGAGCGGUCGCAGGCACAGCGGCAGCUGAUUGUUAAGGAAUAUCAGGCGGCAUAUGGAAAGGAACUGAAAGAUGACUUGAAGGGCGAUCUCUCUGGCAACUUUGAGCAUGUCAUGGUGGCCCUCGUGACUCCCCCGGCUGUGUUUGAUGCGAAGCAGCUGAAGAAAUCCAUGAAGGGCACUGGAACGAAUGAGGAUGCAUUGAUUGAAAUCUUAACCACCAGGACGGGCAGGCAGAUGAAGGAGAUCUCACAAGCCUACUACACAGUAUAUAAGAAGAGUCUUGGAGAUGACAUUAGUUCUGAAACAUCUGGUGACUUUCGGAAAGCUCUGUUGACUUUGGCAGACGGCAGAAGAGAUGAAAGUCUGAAAGUGGAUGAGCAUCUGGCCAAAAAGGAUGCCCAGAUUCUCUAUAAUGCUGGUGAGAACAGAUGGGGCACGGAUGAAGAUAAAUUCACUGAGAUCCUGUGUUUAAGGAGCUUUCCUCACCUGAAACUAACAUUUGAUGAAUACAAAAAUAUUAGCCAGAAGAACAUUGAGGAUAGCAUAAAAGGAGAAUUAUCUGGGCAUUUUGAAGACUUACUGCUGGCCAUAGUUCAUUGUGCAAGGAACAUGCCUGCCUUUUUAGCUACAAGACUUCAUCAAGCUCUGAAGGGUGCUGGAACUGAUGAGUUUACUCUGAACCGAAUAAUGGUUUCCAGAUCAGAAAUUGACCUUUUGGACAUUCGAGCAGAGUUUAAGAAGCAUUAUGGCUAUUCCCUAUGUUCAGCAAUUAAAUCGGAUACUUCUGGAAACUAUGAAAUCACACUCUUAAAGAUCUGCGGAGGAGAUGACUGAGUCAAGAACUAAUCUCCAAAGAUUACCUGCUGUCACGAUGGGCUUUUCCAACAGCUCUGCUCACUUCUUUCUCGCAGUAUUUAAAAGUACAAGCAAGUGUAAACAACAACCUGUUUUCCUAACAGAAAUUUUCAUUGUUCCAUAACAACACAGCAACAAAGUGAUUAUUUUAGAGCACCUAAUUCAUAGUGUAAUAGUUUAUAAGUGAAAUUUUAAAGUGGUAUUAAGGAUCUGCUAAUCCUACUCAAAUUAUAUUUCUGCUUAGGAAGUGAGAAUCUUUGUACAGUUCUAAAACAUUAAAUAUAAAAGCAGGAUAAUAAAAGUUAUUGUCUUGGUUAAAGGUAA